AUGGCUCUACUUUUCCGGCCGGCGAAUAACCUCAAGCUUCUAACAUCCUUUCUCCGGCCAUUUUCAUCGUCGACGACGACGACCGACGAUUCAAGUACAAUCACCGUCGAAACUAGUUUAUCUUUCACAAGUCACAAAUGCGAGCCUCCUCCACGUACAGUAGAAACCACGCCAAACGAACUUAUGCAUUUCUUCCGUAUCAUGUCAAUGAUGCGUCGUAUGGAGAUAGCUGCUGAUUCUCUUUACAAAGCGAAGAUGAUUCGUGGAUUCUGUCACCUCUACGACGGUCAGGAAGCGAUAACCGUCGGCAUGGAGGCGGCGAUUACUAAAAAAGACGCUGUUAUUACUGCUUAUCGUGAUCACUGCAUCUUCAUCUCCCGUGGUGGAACCCUUCUGGAGGCGUACGCUGAACUGAUGGGAAGAGAAGGAGGUUGUUCGAAGGGGAAGGGUGGAUCGAUGCAUAUGUAUAAGAAGGAUAGUGGAUUCUUUGGUGGACAUGGGAUUGUUGGUGCUCAGGUACCUUUGGGAUGUGGUUUGGCUUUUGCUCAGAAGUAUCUUAAGGAAGAGACUGUUACUUUUAAUUUAUAUGGUGAUGGUGCGGCGAAUCAGGGUCAGUUGUUUGAAGCCCUAAAUAUGGCUGCUCUUUGGAAUCUUCCUGUCAUCUUGGUUUGUGAAAACAAUCACUAUGGAAUGGGGACAGCUGAGUGGAGAGCAUCCAAAAAUCCAGCUUAUUAUAAGAGAGGAGAUUAUGUUCCUGGCUUAAAGGUAGAUGGCAUGGAUGUCCUAGCUGUUAAACAAGCUUGCAAAUUCGCAAAGGAGCAUGCUUUAAAGAAUGGACCCAUUAUACUUGAAAUGGACACUUACAGAUAUCAUGGCCAUUCAAUGUCUGAUCCUGGUAGCACAUAUCGAACACGCGAUGAGAUUAGUGGUAUCAGACAGGAUCGUGAUCCAAUUGAAAGAGUAAGAAAGCUGAUAUUAUCUCUUAAGCUGGCAUCUGAGAAUGAGCUUAAGGAUAUUGAAAAGGGUGUAAGGAAAGAGGUAGAUGAAGCCAUUUCAAAAGCCAAGGAAAGCCCAAUGUUAGAUCCUUCUGAACUUUUCACCAAUGUGUAUGUCAAAGGCCUGGAUGCUGAGGUAUAGUUUUAUAUAUCUAAUUCAUUUUUAUUAUUUGAAAUUCUCUUAACAUAUUUUCUUCUUCUUUGAGCUUUCCAAAUAA
Molecule: messenger RNA, 1213 nt
Organism: Impatiens glandulifera
Lineage: Eukaryota; Viridiplantae; Streptophyta; Magnoliopsida; Ericales; Balsaminaceae
Product: pyruvate dehydrogenase E1 component subunit alpha, mitochondrial-like
Exons: 7
Coding region: 1-1137 (378 amino acids)
Biological process (GO): pyruvate decarboxylation to acetyl-CoA
Cellular component (GO): intracellular membrane-bounded organelle
Molecular function (GO): pyruvate dehydrogenase (acetyl-transferring) activity
Source: RefSeq, a predicted model, not a curated record